This is a messenger RNA of Oppia nitens, 1075 nucleotides long. RefSeq lists its product as uncharacterized. The record is from RefSeq and is a predicted model, not a curated record. The coding region runs from base 5 to 1075 and encodes 356 amino acids. The transcript has 3 exons. NCBI's taxonomy places the organism in Eukaryota, Metazoa, Arthropoda, Arachnida, Sarcoptiformes, Oppiidae.
UAAUAUGAAUGUAAUGUUAACUACAAUGAGACCAACGAUAACACUCAGACGGCAAUUAUUGUUAUCAAUGCGGCACUCAUUGUCCGGCACCGGGAGGCCAGUCAUCAAAAACAAUGAUGACCGCCGUUGUAUGCAUUGGUUGGCACAUACACUGGAUAUCAAUAAGUUUAGGGAUGACUUCAAUAACAAUAAAUAUGAUAAUCUUGAAAGUAAUGAUUUUGAUUACAAUUUAUUAAACACGCGUUACGUGACUGAAGAAACCAUUCGUGAACUUCGUGUGAGGACUACUUGUUGUCCAUUAAAUGAGUCGAAACUGUUUGCUAACAAUCCAUCACUUGUAGUACCCAUAGAUAACAAGACAGUUGUCGGAAAAGAGAUCCGAUUUCCAGAGACAACAAUGAUUGGACUCGAGAAGUAUAUCCCAAAUGAGGCCGACAUCGAAACCUUUGUUAAAGAUGUUCUGAAUUUUGAGUUGAAGAAGGAAUGCUUCAAAAAUGUAUUCAUUUGUCGAUCACAACAACGACUUAAUUGGGAUAACAAACACUCAUACGAUAGACAUAGUGUAUUCGGAUCUAAAACAUUGGGAUUUCUUUGUAUUCCCGAUAUAAUUAUUGCAUCAAAUUUAAGAAACUUUUUUGCUAUUGAAGUUAAACAGAUUGACAAUCAUCUCAUUGAAGACUCUGACAUACGUUACGAUAAUAUUGAGAAUAUAAUAAACUAUUCUGAUCUCGAAGUUAGCAAAUUGACAAAAACAAAACUAAAAAAUUUCAACAAAAAUAUGGGUCAAAUGAUAAGUGAAUUAAUUUUCUUGGCCGACAAUAACAUGACAUAUAACAUGUCUACCAAUCAGUUGUAUGGACUGCUAGUCCGAAAAAAUUACUUUCAUUUCUAUAUGACUGACAUUGAACGGCAAUACAUAGAAAAACUUCGGUCACAAACACAACUGACGACCGAAGAUGAAGUUAUUAUCAAACAUAUAACGGACGGCAUUGGACUCAACUAUAAACACAAUAGGGAUCGCCAACUGAUUCAUCAAAUAUUGUUCACAAUAUUAUACAAUGAAUUGAAUCGAUAG